AUGGGAGUUGUGAUAAUCGACGGUUCAACGAUUCGUGACUUCGUGAGCAACGAAGUCGAAUUCAACAAGAGCGCCGAUGAGAGGUUUGCCGCCUUCGACCUGGAUCACGACGGCGUUUUGUCGAGGUGGGAGCUGCGCAAGGCAUUGGAAUCAUUCCGGCUGCUCGAAACCCAUUUCGGAGUAGACGUGGCAACUCCGCCGGAGGAAGUGGCGGAGCUUUAUGACUCGAUAUUCGAGAAGUUUGACGGGGAUCACAACGGGGAAGUUGACCUUGCGGAGUUCAGAGAGGAGAUGAAGAUGAUUGCGUUGGCCAUAGCUGAUGGUAUCGGCUCCAGCCCGAUCCAAAUGGCUCUUGAAGAUGAUGAUUGCAGCUUCCUUAAGCUCGCUGUUGAUCUUGAGGCUUCCAAGAUGCAAGAAAAUAAAGGAAUGAGUCUUGUGGUUCCAGCUCUUCAUGCUGCAAGGGAAGCGAAUCGCAGGAAUAGAAUCGCAGGAAUCAAUCAGUUCUCUUGCUUGUCUGAACGGGCAUCUUCCGCAACGCAAGCACCAUUGAUUGUCGAUAGUCAAGGCGAUCGAUCUCACGAGAUUCGCCAUGACAUUGACCGUCACAGGUUGUCCGAGCUGUAUUAUAUGUUGAUCAAGAUACAGUCGAACAUAAUCCAAAUGAUCUGCGAAUCGGUCGCCGAUCCAGAGCCACAAAUGUACACAUUAUCUGUUAGUUGUGUAAUUUUGUUUGAAGCCCUGUUGGUGGCGUACAUACCAGGGCUUGUCCAUGAAUCUGCUCUGAGCACAACUCCGCCGCUGUAA
Messenger RNA from Oldenlandia corymbosa var. corymbosa, 804 nucleotides. The record is from the annotation of a GenBank genome assembly. Lineage: Eukaryota; Viridiplantae; Streptophyta; Magnoliopsida; Gentianales; Rubiaceae.